UAGAAAUGAAACAAAUCCAACAUAAAAUAAAUACAAUUUAAAUAAACACGCGAACGUAUGACAAUAAAUUCACUUAAAAAUUGUGAAGAUAUUGCAUACUGUACAUUCAUUGUUUUAACAGCAUUUUGUGAAUAUUGUGAGGAAGAAAUUGUUGUCACAUAUUGUUCCAUUUCCAUUCAUAAAUAUAAAGAAUUGAGGCUUUUUUUUUUUGUAAAUUUACAUUUGGGAAUGUGGAAUGCGUAAAAGCCCACAUCAUCCACUCCAGCUGUGCGUAAAAGCCCUUGUGCGUAAAAUGGAGCGUUAAUGUGGCGCAUCAUCAGAGAAGACACGCUGUUCGGUUCUCUCCAUCAGCAUUUACAAUAAUCCAGCAGCGAGUCGGACUACCUGCACACACAUAUACAACAUACGCUGUAAUCCAGGCGGAAAGCAUUCAGCUUUUGGGUGACAUUACGGACGGUUUGCAAUGAUGGAGCUGGUUAAACUGGUUCUGAUAGUUGUGCUGCUUCUGACAAAUGUUUUCUGCCAAGAAAUGGAUGUUGACAACUGGAGAGAAGACACCGACGAGAACAAAUGGCCAAACUCUGAUGUAAUUCAAGAUAUGUUAGUGAGAAUGACCAGAAAACCAGGACCACGCCAAUAUCUUGGACUCAUGGGGAAGAAAAACUCUGCAAAUAUGCAGACAGCACGUAAACGGCAUAGAUUUAAAACCUUUGUGGGUCUGAUGGGUAAAAGGAGCUUUGAGGAUCCAGGUAUGAAACCUCCAACACUGACAUUAAAUAUACUGGAGGGAGGAAAUCUGCCUGGUAACCGCUGAUGUCAUCCCUGCAGGAGCCCAGUGAGCUGCACAGAAGAUUGAGGAUAUCUGCGUUUGUUCUUUUACUUUGUUUGAUUUCAGACUGACAAUUUUUUUUUUGUAUUUGUAAUUGUUUCAUUAAAUAUGUCACAUUUAACAGUGGAGUUUGUUGACACAAUUGCCAAUGCUGAGAAUCUUUAGUCAGACGGUGCCAUCUAGUGUUGAAAUAAAAUGAUGGAAAAAUUGGUCUGGAAACGUUAAAUGCAUCACUGAAUGAAACUUAAAGGGGAACUAUGAUCAUUUUCAAAAUUCAUACAUCCAUACAUGCUAUUCCUAUGGUCUAAGACAGUCCGAAAAAUAUUAGCAAACAUGAAAAAACUCUCUUAAAUCCAAAAACUGGAGCGCUUAAACUCAACUUUUGAUGUCAUCAAGAUGCUAAAAAGUGUGGAGCUGCUCCAUAGACAAUGAAUUGGGAAAGAUGUUGGAGAUUACACUGAGAGCACUCAGGGGGAUGUUCUGAGUAUGUGGGAACAUUUUCUGUUUCACAAGAUAACACUACAACAGAAUAAAGCUCAUUUGGGUAUAGAAAAGAAAACAAACAUUCUGUGUGUCCACAAAAUCAGGUUGCGUCCGAAAUUCCACAUUAACUUGCUAUUUAGCACGCUAAAACAGUAUUUGAGAUAUUUUAGUAUGUCCGAAACCUUAUUAUUAUUACUAUUUCCGGUGACAAAUUACAGUAUGCAACACUGGACACUACGGCGGCAUAAAUAUCCCACAAUGCAAUACGGUAGUUCAUAAUGGCAACGGACGUUGACGAAGAGCUCUGUGACUUCAGUAACGCUUCAAUUUAACUGCAAGUAUAAGAUGUCACUUUGCUAAGCAUAAUAUACAUUUAAAAUUAGUUCAGACUUUGAUUCUCCUAUUUUGGCCACAUGAGAUUGGCAUGGGUUACCAUGGUUACGCGUCUCCAACCAGCAAGGAUGCUCUUAGGAAGUGACAACAUAAAUUACAGCUGUAAAGAAACAUACUACUGUUUAUUCACGCAAAAGAAUGUUGAACGAUAGCACACAUAUUGGGUAUGUAGUGUAUAGUAUGUGAUUUCGGAUGAAGCCUCAGUCUCCCAGUCAUUGUCUAUGGAGCAGCUCCAGACUUUAUACUUGAUGACAUCACAAGUUUGAGACUGACUUCUCUGGUUUCUGGCUUUGCGAGAGUAGCUCACAAAUAUUGAUUGAACUUUCCUAGGCCAUGGAAAUAGGAUAUUGGAAUUGUUACUUUAGGUGGUGUUCCCCUUUAACAGUAAUAUUUAAAUAUAAAAACAGUAUCAUGUAAAAAAGAGAAUGUAUCAUCGCUUCACAAAAAGUGUCCACACCAGUUUUCAUAAUAAACCCAUCUCACUCCUCAGUAUCAUCACAGGUUUAUUAAGUGACUUUGUACAAUACAAAUGAAAAAUAAAAUUAAAAAUACAGAGAUGGAGUACAUAGCCAAAGCAAAUUGCGGUGUUGACUCUUCAUUUUCCACAGAUCGUUACCGCAGAGUGAUUGAAAUAUUGUUUUUUUUUCUUUAAAGCAUCGAUGGAUCACUGUUCUCUGUGAAAGAGUGUUUCUGUUAAACAGUGGACGCUGCUCUCAAGUCUCUGAGGAUUUUCUAAACAUACAAAAGAAGUUAUUACUUCGGCUGGCUCGGUAUAUAUAAAAAUAAACUAAAGUGAAAUAUAACACUUAUGACGUUAUAAAUGGUGGUCCAAGGCUAGUGGAAAUAGCUAAACACAGAGGAGAAAGAAAGCGUUA
Sebastes umbrosus (honeycomb rockfish) is the source of this 2580-nucleotide messenger RNA. Its product is annotated as protachykinin. The transcript is spliced from 4 exons. The coding region runs from base 464 to 814 and encodes 116 amino acids. Lineage: Eukaryota; Metazoa; Chordata; Actinopteri; Perciformes; Sebastidae. The record is from RefSeq and is a predicted model, not a curated record.